This is a messenger RNA of Carlito syrichta (Philippine tarsier), 3586 nucleotides long. RefSeq names its product angiotensin I converting enzyme 2 (gene ACE2). The transcript is spliced from 19 exons. Bases 300 to 2717 code for a protein of 805 amino acids. NCBI's taxonomy places the organism in Eukaryota, Metazoa, Chordata, Mammalia, Primates, Tarsiidae. Gene Ontology annotation, cellular component: plasma membrane. Gene Ontology annotation, biological process: proteolysis. The record is from RefSeq and is a predicted model, not a curated record. Gene Ontology annotation, molecular function: peptidyl-dipeptidase activity; metallopeptidase activity.
CUCAUGCCUACACCCUGGGACUGAGGACACCAAGCUCCUGAGAUUUGACGGGAUAACCACUAAAAUCUCUCUGAAUUCUAAGUUGUCAUGAUCUCAUUACUGUGGAUGGCCAGAACUUGACAUGAGCACUCUUGGGAUUUCAUGUCAUCUGGAGGCAUUCUUAUUUCCAUGUGAACUUGACUGAGUUUUGAAUAGUGCCCAACCCAAGUUCAAAGGCUGAUGAGAGAGAAAAAUCUCAUGAGGAGAUUUUACUCUAGGGAAAGUUGUUCAGUGGAUGUGAUCUUGGCUCACAGGGGAAGAUGUCAGGCUCUUCCUGGCUCAUUCUCAGCCUCGUUGUGGUAACUGCUGCUCAGUCCACCCCAGAGGAACAAGUCAAGACAUUUUUGGACAAGUUUAACCAAGAAGCUGAAGACCUUUAUCAUCAAAGUUCACUUGCUGCUUGGAAUUAUAACACCAAUAUUACCGAAGAGAAUAGCCAACAGAUGAAUGAUGCUGGGGAAAUAUGGUCCGCCUUCUAUAACGAACAGUCUAAGAUCGCUCAAAGUUAUCCAAUACAAGAAAUUCAGAAUUCCACCAUCAAGCGUCAAUUGCAGGCCCUUCAAUAUAAUGGGUCUUCAGUGCUCUCAGAAGACAAGAGGAAACGGUUAAACACAAUUUUAAGUACAAUGAGCACCAUCUACAGUACUGGAAAAGUUUGUAACCCAAACAAUCCACAGGACUGCUUAGUACUUACACCAGGCUUGGAUGACAUAAUGGCACAGAGUACAGACUACAGCAAGAGGCUCUGGGUUUGGGAAGGUUGGAGGUCUGAGAUCGGCAAGCAGCUGAGGCCAUUAUAUGAAGAGUAUGUGGACUUGAAAAAUGAGAUGGCAAGAGCAAAUGGUUAUGAGGACUAUGGGGAUUAUUGGAGAGGAGAUUAUGCAGCAGAGGGGGUAGAUGGCUAUGACUAUAACAGCACACAGCUGAUUGAAGAUGUGGAACAUACCUUUGAACAGAUUAAACCAUUAUAUGAACAGCUUCAUGCCUAUGUGAGGGGGAAGUUGAUGAAUGCCUACCCUUCCCGUAUCAGUCCAACUGGUUGCCUCCCUGCUCAUUUGCUUGGUGAUAUGUGGGGUAGAUUUUGGACAAAUCUGUACUCUCUGACAGUUCCCUUUGAACAGAAACCAAACAUAGAUGUUACUGAGACAAUGGUGAAUCAGGCCUGGGAUGCACAGAAAAUAUUCAGGGAGGCUGAGAAGUUCUUUACAUCUGUUGGUCUUCCUAAUAUGACUCAAGAAUUCUGGGUAAACUCCGUGCUAACUGAGCCAAAAGAUGGCCGGAAAGUGUCCUGCCAUCCCACAGCUUGGGACCUGGGGAACAGCGAUUUCAGGAUCCUUAUGUGCACAAAGGUGACAAUGGACUACUUCCUGACAGCCCACCACGAGAUGGGGCACAUUCAGUAUGAUAUGGCAUAUGCCACACAACCUUUCUUGCUAAGAAAUGGAGCCAAUGAAGGGUUCCACGAAGCUGUUGGGGAAAUCAUGUCACUUUCUGCAGCUACACCUAAGCACUUGAAAUCCAUUGGUCUUCUGCCACUGGAUUUUCAAGAAGACAACGAAACAGAGAUAAACUUCCUGCUCAAACAAGCACUCACAAUUGUUGGAACUCUACCGUUUACUUACAUGUUAGAGAAGUGGAGGUGGAUGGUCUUUAAGGGUGAAAUUCCCAAAGAGCAGUGGAUGCAAAAGUGGUGGGAGAUGAAGCGAGAGAUAGUUGGAGUGGUGGAACCUUUGCCCCAUGAUGAAACAUACUGUGACCCCGCAUCUCUGUUCCAUGUUUCUAAUGAUUACUCAUUCAUCCGGUAUUAUACAAGGACCAUUUAUCAAUUCCAAUUUCAGGAAGCCCUUUGUCAAGCAGCAAAACAUGAAGGCCCCCUACACAAAUGUGACAUCUCAAAUUCUGUCGAAGCUGGGCAGAAGCUGUUCCAGAUGUUGAGGCUUGGAAAAUCAGAACCCUGGACCCUAGCCCUGAAAAAUAUUGUAGGAGAAAAGAACAUGAAUGUUAGACCACUGCUCAGCUACUUUGAGCCCUUGCUUACCUGGCUGAAAGACCAGAACAAGAAUUCUUUUGUAGGAUGGACCACUGACUGGAGUCCGUAUGCUGACGAAAGUAUCAAAGUGAGGAUAAGUCUAAAAUCAGCUCUUGGAGAAAAUGCAUACACGUGGAAUGAUAAUGAGAUGUACUUCUUCCAGUCAAGUGUUGCAUAUGCCAUGAGAAAGUAUUUUUUAGUAGUCAAAAACCAGAUGAUGCCUUUCGGGGUGGAGAAUGUGUGGAUAAGUGACCUCAAACCAAGGGUCUCCUUCAACUUCUUUGUCACUUCACCUAAAAACCUGAAUGACAUCAUUCCUAGAACUGAAGUUGAAGAAGCCAUCAGGAUGUCCCGGGGCCGUAUCAAUAAUGCUUUCCACUUGGAUGACAACACCCUGGAAUUUCUGGGGAUUCAGCCAACACUUGCGCCUCCUUCCCAGCCACCCAUCACCAUAUGGUUGAUUGUUUUUGGAGUUGUGAUGGGAGUGGUGGUGGUUGGCAUUUUCGUCUUGAUCUUCACUGGGAUAAGAGAUCGAAAGAAGAAAAAUCAAGCAAGAAGUGAAGAGAAUCCUUAUGCCUCUGUGGACAGUGGUAAAGGAGAAAAUAAUCCAGGAUUCCAAAGCAGUGAUGAUGGUCAGACUUCUUUUUAGAAAAAUCUAUCUUUUUUCCUCCUGAGGUGAUUUUAUUAUAUAUAAAUGUUAAUUUCAUGGUACAUAAAAUAUGAGAUUAUAAAGAUGUCAUUAAAUAUCAAAACUGUGACUCUGUUAAUGAAAAAUUGUCCAAAACCCACAUGGCUAAGGAGAGAACCUCUUCGUUGAUAUUGCUUUCAGUAUUUAUUUCUGUCUCAGGAUUUGACUUCUCUUCUGUUUCCUAAUAGGGAUGAUUAUACUAAAGAAUAAUAGGGAAAGUGCAUCUUUGGCCUCACAGGCUGUUCAGGGAUAAUGGAAAUGGAAAUGCUUGUUGAGUUACAGGAGUUGGGGGAAAAAAAGAUAUAUCAUAGAUGCAAGUGUUGGUCCUUGUAUGAAAUCUGGAUGGAUCAUUUGUAAGGACAGUGCCUGGGAAGUGGUGGAGUUGCCAGAAUUGAAAAUGGUACACUCCACUUACUUGCAUUUAAUCCAAACAUAAAGGAGGAUAUGCUUCUUUCACAUUAACUUAAUCCAAGCACUAUAGUGAUUUUCCCACUUUGAUGUUUGGAAUGGACCAUGCUUUCUUCAGUGUGACAGGUCUAAAGAAGAGAGAAUUCGGGGAACAGGUAGAGGACAUUGCCUUUUCAUGUUCAAGCUGCUUGAUCAACAUCUCCCUGAUGAUACCAUACAAACACCGGGGACCUCCAUGAAUCCCCAGAGCUUACCCUUUAGAAACUCACUUCCAUUAUUCUCUAACUGUGGAGUGAGUGGAAAUUCUAAUGGAGUGUUCAUCCUCUGAAGUGGGUACCCAAUCUCUUAAAUCUUUUCUAUUCACCCACAGUAUCUAAGUAGUGCCGAGCAAAAGCAGACAAAAAUACAAGAUUUAUAGACUC